AUGCAGUUCGAGGCUCGCGACCCGGAAAACUUGUCUAUCCAAGAGUCGGAGAUCGCAUAUCUCCACCGUACCGCGCGCGAGAUUUGCAUCUCGCAGCCCAUCGUCCUCGAGCUCGAAGCCCCCAUCAAGAUAUGCGGCGACAUCCACGGCCAGUACUACGAUCUCCUCUGCCUCUUCGAAUACGGCGGUUAUCCACCGGAAGUGAACUACCUCUUCCUGGGCGACUACGUCGACCGCGGCAAGCAGUCGAUUGAAUACAUCUGCCUGCUUUUGGCCUACAAGCUCAAAUACCCUGAGAGCUUCUUGAUCCUGCGCGGGAACCACGAGUGCGUCUCCAUCAACCGCAUCUACGGCUUCUACGACGAGUGCAAGCGCCGCUACAGCGUCAAGGUCUGGAAGACGUUCAUCGAUUGCUUCAACUGCCUGCCCAUUGCGGCGAUCGUCCACGACAAGAUCUUCGGCACGCAUGGCGGCCUCAGUUCCGAUCUGAAUUCGAUGGAGCAGAUUCGUCGCAUCAUGCGUCCGACGGAUAUUCCCGACUGCGGCCUCCUAUGCGAUCUCCUCUGGGCCGACCCAGACAAGGAUAUCACAGGAUGGAGCGAGAAUGAUCGCGGGGUGUCGUUUACGUUCGGGCCCGAUUUCGUCACUCGUUUCACCCAAAAGAACGAUAUCGAUCUGAUUUGCCGCGCGCAUCAGUGUGUGGAAGAUGGGUAUGAGUUCUUCGCCAAGCGGAAGUUGGUGAUGCUGUUCAGUGCGCCCAAUUAUUGUGGGAGUUUGAUAAUCCGGGCGCGAUAA
This is a messenger RNA of Aspergillus uvarum CBS 121591, 795 nucleotides long. RefSeq names its product Metallo-dependent phosphatase. Gene Ontology annotation, molecular function: protein serine/threonine phosphatase activity. Gene Ontology annotation, cellular component: cytoplasm; nucleus. The coding region runs from base 1 to 795 and encodes 264 amino acids. NCBI's taxonomy places the organism in Eukaryota, Fungi, Ascomycota, Eurotiomycetes, Eurotiales, Aspergillaceae. The record is from RefSeq and is a predicted model, not a curated record. The transcript is spliced from 4 exons.